CUGUGCUUGACAGGUCUUUUGAAGGGGCAUCACCAUGGCCCGCGUUGCCUUCCUCAUCCUGCCGCUGCUUGCGGCUCUGUGCAUCGCAGAUCCUGCUGUUUACUUAAAGGAAGAGUUCGCUGAUGGAGAUGGGUGGUCGCAGCGCUGGGUAGAAUCCAAGCACAAAUCUGACUAUGGAAAGUUCAAGCUAAGCGCCGGGAAGUUCUACGGAGACGCAGAGAAGGACAAAGGUCUCCAGACAAGCCAGGAUGCCCGCUUCUACGCCCUGUCUACCCGCUUUGAUUCCUUCUCCAACAAAGAUAAGACCCUUGUCAUCCAGUUUUCCGUAAAGCACGAGCAGAACAUAGACUGCGGCGGCGGAUACGUGAAGCUUUUCCCUGCGGAGCUGGAGCAGUCCGAAAUGCACGGCGAAUCAGAGUACAACAUCAUGUUCGGCCCUGACAUUUGCGGCCCCCCCACAAAGAAGGUGCAUGUUAUCUUCCAGUACAAGAAGAAGAACCUUCAGAUCAACAAGGAUAUCCGCUGCAGGGACGAUUCUUUCACCCACUUGUACACCUUGAUCGUGCGCCCAGACAACACCUAUGAAGUAAAGAUUGACAACAGCAAGGUGGAAUCCGGAAGCCUGGAGGAGGACUGGGACUUCCUGCCAGCCAAGAAGAUUAAGGACCCAGAGGCCAAGAAGCCCGAUGACUGGGACGAGCGCCCCAAGAUCGAUGACCCAGAAGACAAGAAGCCAGAGGAUUGGGAUAAGGCUGAACACAUUCCAGACCCUGAUGCCGUGAAGCCUGAAGACUGGGAUGAGGAGAUGGAUGGCGAGUGGGAGCCCCCAGUUAUACAGAACCCAGACUACAAGGGAGAAUGGAAACCCCGUCAGAUCGAUAACCCAGAUUACAAAGGAAAGUGGAUCCAUCCUGAGAUCGAUAACCCAGAAUACACCCCUGAUAGUACUCUGUACCAGUAUGACAGCUUUGGGGUACUCGGCCUGGACUUGUGGCAGGUAAAAUCCGGCACCAUUUUUGACAACUUUCUGAUGACAGAUGAUGAGAAAUACGCAGAAGAAUAUGGAAAUGAGACCUGGGGGGUUACAAAGGAAGCAGAAAAGAAAAUGAAGGAACAGCAGGAUGAGGAGGAUCGCAAGAAACAGGAAGAGGAAGAGAAGAAGAGGAAGGACGAAGAGCCACAGGAAGAGGAAGAGGAUGAUGAUGACGAGGAGGAGGAAAAAGAGGAAGAAAAGGAAGAAGAGGAGGAAGAUGAAGAAGAAACACCUCUAAAAGAUGAGCUUUAAAACCAUGGCAGCUUGUGGCUGUCGCCCCUAUCUGGCGCUCUCCCCUACCCUGGGCUUUCAUGUCUUAGAUAGGAGAGGGGAAAUGGGAUCGUUCUGUCUCUAUGAGACUCAAAUUUAUAUAUAUUUUUUACUGUUUUUGUUUUAACCCUUUAAUAGGAAGAUGGUCAGUCAAUCUUCCGUCCCCUUUCCCCCAUCUCCUCUCUCCUCCACCUUUUGGUUUGUCCCUUCAAUUCUCCAAUCUCGUCUCUUGGUCCCUUCCCUUCAGUCCCUCCAUUGCAGUAACUCUUUGCCUUCCUCAAUUAGGAAAUAACCACGCCCACAGAUAUGGUCUGGCCAAUCAAAAUCAUGCCAGAUUUGUCUACGUUCUGCCUGGGAAUACCCAGCUCAACAAGGGUUCCUUAGGCAGGGCGACAGUUGUAUUUGAGUUUCCUCCCGUAAUGCAGUAUCGAAUCAAAUCAGUGUUCAUAUUUUAAAAGCCAAGCAUUGAUAACAUGGCCGCUUGCGUGUUAAAAGCCCAGCUAGUGUUCUCUAUGUGGGGCUAUUGCCUGGUGGGGAAGUGGUGGUUUUAAUAAGCCGUACAGUGCUGGCCAGUGUGGCCCUCGGCUGGCUAGCAUAGAACUCAAGCUUAGCAUACACACAGCCAUACUUCUCUGCACCUAUACCGGGGGCCUGGAUUAGAAUAGGGGGGUUGGCUGCUAGUGACCCUGCGGCGGUAACACAAUUGUGCAUGGGUGAAACAGGGCUAUUGCUAUUAUCAUUAGUGAUUGCUUACAGCAGUAAAUCCCAGCCUGCGGCCUGCUGAACUACCACUCCCAGCUCUACAGCAAUGCCUUAUAGUGUUAGGUGACUUUGCUAAACCUGCAGGGUAUUAUACAGAUUGGCUGCGGCCCCUCCAUCUGCAUUCCACAAGUGUUGUCCAAUAACCAACCUGCCAGUGUAUUCCCUUUUUAGUGUCCAGGGGGAUUCAUUCCUUUUAUAAAGACCACUGUCCUCCAAUCCCCAGUUUGAUUUACGCCUCUAAUUUAUAUUGUGGCAGGGCUCAUCCCUGGAGCCUCGAUGGGUUUUGUUUUGGAAUGUACAGAUGUCAGAUUUCUAAUUAAAUAUGUUUGUGUCCAA
Xenopus tropicalis (tropical clawed frog) is the source of this 2401-nucleotide messenger RNA. It is a transcript of the gene calr, whose product is annotated as calreticulin. Gene Ontology annotation, molecular function: calcium ion binding. The coding region runs from base 35 to 1285 and encodes 416 amino acids. The record is from RefSeq and is marked provisional. The transcript has 9 exons. NCBI's taxonomy places the organism in Eukaryota, Metazoa, Chordata, Amphibia, Anura, Pipidae. Gene Ontology annotation, cellular component: cell surface; endoplasmic reticulum; cortical granule. Gene Ontology annotation, biological process: protein folding.